AUGGGAAGGGAUCUCAACAAGGUCAUCGUCGACGUGACCGUCUUCGCAGCCUCACAGAUCGCUCUAUUCUAUGCGGUCCGUUACGUGCUCUCCAAUCUCGACCCGCAAAAGACCGACCGCAAGAAGCAAGCCAAGAAGAGUCAAGAGCUCUUGAACACCUUGAAGAUCGGGGACAUCGACCUGUCAGAGCUGGAGCUGGACGAGUACGAGCAGGCGAUCGCCGGGGAGAUCGUACCUCCUUCGAGCAUCAGUACGACGUUUGAGAGUAUAGGAGGGUUGGACGAUGUGAUCAAUCAGUUGAGAGAGACGGUCAUCUACCCACUCAAUUACCCGGAACUGUUCAAGAGUCAAGGAGGAUUGUUGGCCGCACCGAAGGGAGUGCUCUUGUAUGGACAUCCUGGAUGCGGGAAGACGAUGAUCGCUAAAGCAUUAGCAAAAGAAAGCGGCGCAACGUUCAUCAACCUGCCUCUUUCAAGCCUCAUGAACAAAUGGCUAGGAGAAUCGAAUAAACUGGUCGCCGGUCUCUUUUCCCUAGCAACAAAGUUACAACCCAGCAUCAUCUUCAUCGACGAGAUCGACUCGUUGUUCCGUUCGAGGGCCACGGGGGAUCACGAGGUGACGGGGAUGAUCAAGGCCGAGUUCAUGACCAUGUGGGAUGGGCUGAUGUCGGGGGAUGAUGCGAGGGUUCUGGUUCUUGGGGCUACAAAUCGACCGAACGAUAUCGACCCGGCAAUCCUCCGAAGGAUGCCUAAACGUUUCGCCAUCCGACUCCCUAACCACGCCCAACGACUGAAAAUCCUCCGCCUCAUGCUCGCACAUGCGACCCUCUCACCAGGGUUCGACUUUGAAGAGCUCGCACGUCGGACGGACGGCCUGUCAGGGUCGGACUUGAAGGAGACUUGCAGGAACGCUGCAAUGAUCCCCGUAAGAGAGUUGAUGAGAGAAAAGGGUGGGAAGGGGAUCAAGGGUAUGGAGGAGGCCAAGCGGGAGGGCUUCCAACUUCGACCACUGAAGAUGUCCGACUUUAUCGCGGUAGACUCGCAUGCGUACAGCCACGUCGAUCCUUCAGGUAGCGGACGGAGAUAUCAGGUACCAGGGAACGUUGACCCAAUGCACGAGCCAUUAGAUUAG
Messenger RNA from Filobasidium floriforme, 1131 nucleotides. Its product is annotated as P-loop containing nucleoside triphosphate hydrolase protein. The transcript has 7 exons. The coding region runs from base 1 to 1131 and encodes 376 amino acids. NCBI's taxonomy places the organism in Eukaryota, Fungi, Basidiomycota, Tremellomycetes, Filobasidiales, Filobasidiaceae. Gene Ontology annotation, molecular function: ATP hydrolysis activity; ATP binding. The record is from RefSeq and is a predicted model, not a curated record. Gene Ontology annotation, cellular component: mitochondrial outer membrane.